Echinostoma caproni is the source of this 201-nucleotide messenger RNA. NCBI's taxonomy places the organism in Eukaryota, Metazoa, Platyhelminthes, Trematoda, Plagiorchiida, Echinostomatidae. The record is from the annotation of a GenBank genome assembly.
AUGAUGUCUCAAGUCGAUGCCCAUAUUCGUUUGAUUCAAGAGAAAUUAGCCGGCGAGGGCUCCGAAUUUUCCUAUGAAGAAAUUGAAGAAGUUUUCAAAGUUCUCAAAGAUGCUUCGUUGAAGCUUAUCGUUGCUAAUGUGCCGCGUGCAAUAUUUUCAGAUACAAUCGCCCGGGUUUGUUUACUGCAAAUGAGGUUUUGA